Messenger RNA from Alternaria incomplexa, 483 nucleotides. RefSeq lists its product as uncharacterized. The record is from RefSeq and is a predicted model, not a curated record. Bases 1 to 483 code for a protein of 160 amino acids. NCBI's taxonomy places the organism in Eukaryota, Fungi, Ascomycota, Dothideomycetes, Pleosporales, Pleosporaceae. The transcript is spliced from 2 exons.
AUGCAGACUGGCCUUGUGCCCGCUGGCAUGCAGCCAUACGGCCCUGACGACUACAGCAUGCCGCCAACCGACUUCGGACACGUCAUCGCGCCUCGUGUAGAAGCAACCCACAACUUCAAGAACGCGCCGGCGCUCGAUAUCCUCUUCGUUCCCGGUGGGCUCGGCGUUGUGACCCUAGACCAAAACAACGACACUGGGGUGGCAGACUUUGUCAAGAUGCGCCUCGCUUCGCUCGAGUACCUGGUCGGCGUAAGCUUCGGCGUAGCGACGCUUGCGAGCGCUGGUGUACUCGACGGCAAGAAGGCGACAACGAACAAGUCUGGGUGGGCGUGGAUAACGGAGCGCGGACCGAACGUGACGUGGGUGCCGCAAGCGCGCUGGGUCGAGGACGGUACUAUCUGGACUACGUCGGGAACCGCGUCAAGUAUGUGCAAUCGGAAGGACCGCAUCGCGGAGGCGUCGACGGCGCGAUUACUGACAUGA